Messenger RNA from Caenorhabditis angaria, 868 nucleotides. The record is from the annotation of a GenBank genome assembly. Lineage: Eukaryota; Metazoa; Nematoda; Chromadorea; Rhabditida; Rhabditidae.
AUGAUUUUUCCAAUUCUUGUCAGUUUUCUGAUUUUAAGAGUGUAUUGCGAUAUUACCUGUACAAAUAGUGAGUUUUUCUAGGAAUUUAAGAGAAACUGAAAAUUUUGAAUUUUCAGAAAAUGAGCCGAUAAUGAUUAGUGGAUCGCUGGAGAAAACAUUUACAAUGAAACCGGCGGAAAAUGCGCGAAAAUGCAAUGGAUACUGUUUUGCGUAGGCUUGUUUUCAGAAUUUCCAGAUGAGUUCUAGAUUUUCGGAAAAUUUCAGAUCUCAAGUUAUGCUGGAUGCGACGCUGAAAAAUGGAAAACAGGCAAAUAUUCGAACGAUGCAUUUUCAGUGUUUGCCAGCAGUGGAAAAAGCUGAGCUAAUGUGUAAGGUUUGUAGGGAAGUUGGGAUGAGGAAGCGUGGUCUAGUGGUUAACAUCUUAGAUUUCAAAUUGACAAACCAAAGUUCGAAUCAACCUGGGAUCUUUAAAAAUUUCCUGGACAAUUUUGAUUUCUUCAAUUUAUUUUCUGAAAAGUUUCCUUAUUUUUUUGAGAACACCUAAUGUUUAAGCUCAAAUUUUCUUUCAAAAAAAAAUCCCAGCCUUCAGAAACCAUGCACUACAAACAUGUUUGAUGGUAUUUUUGCAAAUCGAACAAUCGACAGAACUGUUGGAGCGAUGAGAAGAUUAUUGAAGCCACAAAUUGGGGUAGGACUCUUUUUUUUUCUUCAAAAAAAUAAUUUAUAUCCCAAAAACCCCAUUUUCCAGGAUUUCUCAUACGAAAAAGCUUUUGAAAAACUGUGUUGCUGUAAAACCAGUGCGUGUGCCAGAAAAAUGGAUGCUCGACUUCGUCUCUCGCUUCGAAGCUCUUUUAAAAUUUCGAAAUGA